Molecule: messenger RNA, 1560 nt
Organism: Jaculus jaculus (lesser Egyptian jerboa)
Lineage: Eukaryota; Metazoa; Chordata; Mammalia; Rodentia; Dipodidae
Gene: Ppp1r11
Product: protein phosphatase 1 regulatory inhibitor subunit 11
Exons: 3
Coding region: 183-563 (126 amino acids)
Cellular component (GO): nucleus
Molecular function (GO): protein phosphatase 1 binding; protein serine/threonine phosphatase inhibitor activity
Source: RefSeq, a predicted model, not a curated record
AGUGAAGUUAGACAGGUUAUCCCCACGGGUGGGGAAGCGGAGGUCCUGGAGGAGGGGGUGAAAAAGAAGGCAGAAGAUUCUAGCUACUACUCUGAGUCGGAUACCAGUUGUUUUAGAACUCAAAGACGCAGCAAAAGGAAAGGGUGUCUCAUCCCGCUUCCUUCCUGUUCUCAGCCUUAGAGAUGGCCGAGGCAGGGGCUGGGUUGAGUGAGACCGUCACUGAGACAACGGUUACCGUGACAACCGAGCCCGAGAACCGGAGCCUAACCAUUAAACUUCGGAAGCGUAAGCCAGAGAAAAAGGUGGAAUGGACAAGUGACACUGUGGACAAUGAACAUAUGGGGAGGCGCUCGUCCAAAUGCUGCUGUAUUUAUGAGAAACCUCGGGCCUUUGGUGAAAGCUCUACUGAGAGUGAUGAGGAAGAAGAGGAAGGCUGUGGUCAUACACAUUGUGUACGGGGCCACCGCAAAGGACGGAGUCAAACAACCCCAGGACCAACCCCAACCACCCCUCCCCAGCCUCCUGACCCCUCCCAGCCCCCUCCAGGACCAAUGCAGCACUAAAUCUCCCCCACCAUCCAUGUCUGCCUGGCCCUAAAUGUAUCCAUCUGGCUAUAUGGGGACUCAGUUCAUGGUCUAAUCCCUUCUCAAGUAUUCACCAACUCUGUCUUCUGCCUGAUAUAGAAGAGAAAGAGGAGAGAACAAAGACCCUGGAAUUCUGACUUGCUGCUGUUCCAGAACCCAAGCUUGGGGUUACCCCAGCCUUCAAUUCUCCCCAGUUUUCCCCUUGCCAGGGAUCCAGGCAUUUUGGUCCCAGUCUCUUCCUUCUCACUGCCAAACUGCCUGUCCUGGGAUCCAGUUAUCUUGGUCUCCUGCACCCUCAACUUGAAUCCUAGACAUUUAAAUUGGGGUUUUAACAGUCCCAGCUUUCACUGCCAGGGUCCCAGUAAGAUUCCAGUCUACCUUGCACCCCAGCUAUAUGUGUUAAUCCUGGCUUACAGUUCUUCCACAUAUGAAGCUAUAUAGCUCUCAGUCUAGUGCUUGCCUGUGAGACAUGAGGUCUUUCCCUCUUACUUACCCCUACCUGCCUUCAAUAUGUGUUAGGAGAGGUCUUUGUCAUUCACACCUCUAGUGAAAAAUGAAACAAAAUAAUAGGCAUGUCUUCAAUCCCCACUCUUCAUGAGAUCUAGAUUUUCUGACAAAGAUGGCUUGAGACUCACUUAGAGCCAAGUAUCUUUUCAGCCUUUAGUCUUUUGGCUUAAAUGACAUUGAGCAUUGUCUGAGGAGCCUGGGUCCCUAAGAGAGGAAGAUAUCAAAAAUAUAGGGGUAUGUCCUGCAGUACACUCCUACCCCUUCCUUUCUAGGGUUUGGUAUAGCUACUGUCCCAGGUAUCUUCUCUUGGCCUUUGCCUUCCCCUACCCCUUAACAGGAUCUGGGUAUCACUCUCCAGGCCUCUUGAUGUGCACAGUGCCGAGGUCAGUCAAGUCCAUAACCACCAUGGAGAUCUCAUUUAUUGCCACAAAUGCACAAAAUAAAUAACCCAACAUCACAAAUUAUUAAA